UUUUGGCCCAAGCAGUGAUCUUCACUCUCAAGUUCGAGGAACACCGACCCCGUGCGCCAAAUCGGCGAACGUCCUUUCUCCUCAUCAUGGCCACUCCAGAGUAUGACUACCUCUUCAAGCUCCUGUUGAUUGGAGACUCAGGUGUUGGCAAAUCUUGCCUCUUGCUCCGAUUUGCAGAUGACACCUACACGGAGAGCUACAUCAGCACCAUUGGUGUGGAUUUCAAGAUUCGCACCUUGGAGCAGGACGCCAAGACCAUCAAACUGCAGAUUUGGGAUACUGCCGGGCAAGAGCGAUUCCGCACCAUUACUAGCAGCUACUACCGCGGCGCACAUGGCAUCAUUGUUGUGUAUGAUGUGACGGACAAAGAGUCCUUCAACAAUGUGAAGCACUGGGUCCAGGAAAUCGACAAGUAUGCCGCCGAUGGAGUGAACAAGCUUUUGGUGGGAAACAAGUGCGAUUUGUCUUCCAAGAAGGUGGUAUCCUAUGAUGAGGCGAAGGAGUUGGCAGAUUCCUUUGGCAUCCAGUUCAUGGAGACCAGCGCCAAGAAUGCCCACAAUGUGGAGCAGGCCUUCCAGACCAUGGCUCGCGAAAUCAAGCAGCGUGUCGCCGCACAGCCUCAGGCCAAGAGCGGAGCAGGCAGCACCACCUUGGGUGCAGGGCGACCGGUGGGUCAAGGUGCUGGCGGCUGCUGCAAGUGAGGACAUGCAACCAGCGCAGAGGUUUCGUGCAGUACCCCUGCGCUUGGCAGGCAUCUCGUGACGAGGAUUUUGCCCUCAAUUCGCAGCGCAACUUGGAUGAGUGAGCACCAGCAUCACAUGGGGCAGCUUCUUCACGCGACUGUGAAAAGUCACAGUUGCGUGGCUUUUGCACAAUUGUGGCCAGUGCUUCCUUGCAGACCUGUAGCCACAAUUCAAAGAGUUUGCUGAGCUUCCGCAUGUUACACUACUGCAAUACUUGCC
Messenger RNA from Durusdinium trenchii, 962 nucleotides. The record is from the annotation of a GenBank genome assembly. Lineage: Eukaryota; Dinophyceae; Suessiales; Symbiodiniaceae.